ACACCGCGAAGCUUAGACGUUCCAUCGUCACGCACUCGGAUAAGGUAUUAACUUGGACGGAUCGCUGGAACGACAAUUUCAAUCUUUGUCAAAUUAUCAACCAUGUGAACAUGGAUGUGUCUGGGGUGGUGAUGCAUAGCGCUACAGUCAUGAACGUGCUGUACCACGACCCGAGCCCCGAGGUGAUCAUUCUCAUCACCAUGCUGUCCGUCUUCAUGGUGGUCGGAACUGUGGGCAACGGGUUGGUGAUCUUCGUCUUUCAGAAGGUCCGAGAGAAGUCGACGGCGCACCUCUUCAUCAUCACGCUCGCCAUCAUAGACCUCUUCACGUGCAUGGUGAUAAUCCCUUUUACGAUUGUCGUGGAGUACUUGCGUUACGACAUCCGAUACGACUUUCUGUGCAAAAUGUACCAGUUUCUAAUAACAUCCAAGGUGCCUCUUUCGUCGUUCGUCAUGGUUGCCAUAGCCUUCGACCGCUACUUCUGUAUAUGCCACCCACUGAGGAUAAUCGUGACUCUGCAGAGAACAAAGGUGACCAUCAUCUUUUUGUCGAUAUUUGCCGGUUGUCUUGGUGUACUCACGGCUAUGGGGUUUGGGGUGUAUCAGGUAGUGACCGUUCCGGAUUACUCUUCGGUGCAUCUGUUGCCGAACGCUUCGUCAUCCACAGUCCAGCCGGACAUGUUCAACUGGAUCGGUCCGGACGGGGAGUCCCCUCACCAGGACAACAUAAACAAGAUAGUGAUGCUUCGAGUUUACAGCCAUUUCGCUAAAAACAACAUCAGCGAUAUCUUCUCCAAGCUGAAGGAAUUCAGAGGUCCGUGGAAGAGCCAAGUGAUCUACGUCGGUGUCUGCCAGCCGACGCAGGUGCUGAUCAACUUCAGCUUUCUGCACGUCUACCAGAAGAUCUACUCGUCGCUGUUUUUAGUGUGCCUUGUCAUUGUCGGCGUGCUGUACGCACUCAUUUACAAAUUCAUCAUCUCCAGGAGGUCGAGGAAGCUGGAGAGACGGCUGGUCCUCUGUGCGUACGUGAACGGCGAUAAUCCAUACGAAGGGACGAGACUGACCUUGCUUAACGGCCAGGACGACGAGCGCCACGGCGACGAGAAAAGUGUCGAGGAGGAAGACAAAUCGCCGAAGACCGACGAAAAGUAUUACUAUGGGACCGCCGAGACGAAACAGUGCGGCAGCGACGAAAGGGUAAACAACGGCAACAACAAGAAAUCGAGUCGCAAGGACAGGGCCGCCAAGCGGCAGUCGAUCGUGUGCGACGCCGACAAGCUGAGAGAAGAAACCCGUUCCGCCAACAUCAAGACGGCCAUGAUGCUGUUUACGGUGACGUUGGUGUUCGUCAUCGCGUUCUUGCCGGCGUGGAUGAUGGCGUUUCGCAUCGUGCCCACCGUCAUCGUCGUGUUCUAUCUCUACUUCAGCUACAAUGUCGCCAAUCCCUUCAUAUACGCUUUUAUGAACCACAUCUUUAAGGAUAAUCUUCAAAAGAUGUUCCGAUGCUAGUGUGGGUGGCGU
Molecule: messenger RNA, 1520 nt
Organism: Gigantopelta aegis
Lineage: Eukaryota; Metazoa; Mollusca; Gastropoda; Neomphalida; Peltospiridae
Exons: 2
Coding region: 111-1508 (465 amino acids)
Biological process (GO): neuropeptide signaling pathway
Cellular component (GO): membrane
Molecular function (GO): G protein-coupled peptide receptor activity
Source: RefSeq, a predicted model, not a curated record